GUUUCCUCGCCUAGUAACAGCCUGUUCGAUCUUGUUUUAGUUUGUCGCACCAGCUGUGAACGAACGCAAGUGCAUCAAUAAACUUUAAACAAAUCGUUUAAAAAUGCCUACGCAUCUGGACGGGAUCGAAAUACUGGCACUAGGCCGCCAGUUUAACAUUGGAACACUUUAUAAUUAUGUCGAUGAUAGCAUCAUACCAAGUAUUCGAUUAUGGGACCCAUAUGAUGUGUCCAAUUCAGCCGUUGUCGAACCAAACGAAAAUGCUGAAGUCUUUCUAAAGACGAUCGCGCAAACCAACGAGGAAGGCGAGAAUCCUGAUGAAGGAGAAGAUCAAACACCGUUCCUGUCCAAUUUAGGAAUGGACGAUCACACGGCCAUGAGUUUGAUGGCCGGACUGUUGCGUCCAUCUCUAAAAGGAGCUUGGCAAUAUGCGGCUGAUUGGGUCGAAUCGAAGAACGAUUUACUUAGCCAGGGAGCUCAUGUGGCAGUCCAUUGCUGCCGUUCCGAAAAAAACAUCUCUGUCGAUCCUGAGAGUCAAUUGGACAUUGUCUGCCGGCCAGAAAGGCUAAUGAAAAUUCAGGCAACUCAUGUCGUCAUUGGAAUCACGUACGGCCUAGAGGCCUUUUGCAUCUUCUCUCAGGACAAUCAAGCCAACACUUACGCACGUGUCUUUAAAGACCGGCUGGUGAACGAAGACGAAAAUUUGGAACAAGAUCAGGACGAAGAAGGUGACGAAGAGGAUGGUGGACAAUGCUCUUUCCCAAAAGACUUGCAAUGCAUUCUCUACAGCGAUCUCGGGGAUUUUAAAGGUAGUAAAAGUUGGACACUGAAGCCUGUCGCAGAGCAGUACGAAACCUGCAGGAAGAUACUGGAACAUGGAACUGUAAAGUCCAUCCCAAUGAGGGUAUGGUUGUAUCCACUCAACAAGCUGAUGGCUGUCAAUGAAAGAGUUGCUAAAAUGCCUCCAAAUAUUAAAGAUGUCUCGCGAGAACUGCUAUUUCGUUGUCAAGCCAUAUUGAGCCAUUUGCAUGGACUCUGUUUGGAGGCUGAACUGUUGGCUAAAGAACUGGAUGGGCUAGAAAGUCAGCUUCCAGCGUCCAUUCCGUCGACAGCCAAUGAAAGAAUCAAGCACUUUAAAGAUUUGGUCAUGCAAUUUUUGCCAACUUUUAUCAAACCACUGUCAGUGUGGACUACUAAAAUUCGUGAUGGAACGGUUCGAGAAGAGAAAAUAGCCAAAAUCAUCGAUGCGGUAGAGACCCAGUCGCCAUUCGUUGUUAAUAAGUUGAAACUCUGGCUGAAUCUACAGAGACAGGAAUUGAAAACUCUAAAGAGUCUGGAUAAAUUGCCUGGUGUGCACUUAGUAUCGAGCAUGGAACGCCUGCAAAACGAAAUAAAAAAUGGGGGCAAUACGUCGCAUGCCAUCGUUCUUCAUCUGCCCAGUCCCAGAAAAGAACAAGACUCAUUAGUUAAUGAGAUGCGUCGUUAUAUCGACGACUUCAACGAAGCUGCAUCAUCUGGCUGGAUGAACUUGCCAACGAAAAAUAGCGAUGAAACAGCAAAGUCAACGUCCUCCGUAUACCGCCAAAUUUUAACGUCUGGCCAAGAGUUUUCCGAUUGGAUUACGAAUCACAAUGCGGAUACCAAGAACGUCCGCUACAUCAUCUUUUACGACGAAUGCACAGAAGAAACCUUGCCCUUCACAAGAUUAUAUCAGUGGGGCAAGGAAGAGGCUCCUUAUACAAUCCCAAAGGCUCCUGGGCAAGUGACGGUCACAAAGAAUCAUCGUGGUGUGAUUGGAUUGAGUUGGACGACUAAUGAUACGACCGGACUGCGCCAUUUUCUGGUUCAAUAUCGGACAGUGGAUGGGCAAGAAGAUCAUUGGCAUUCCGUCCUUAAGCCUUCAAACACAAUCGAAAUCGAUUACCUUCAAUCAGGUGAGACUUACCUGUUCAGAGUGGCAGCGGAGACACUUGGAGGGCGGAGCCCGUUCAGCUCUGUCAGCUGCGAAGUAACAAUAGACCCAGUUUGUCCGCCGCCAAGUCAAUUGCAAGUUCACGAAGUGACCGAUACGAGUAUAUCUAUUUCGUGGAGCCAUCAACCUCACUUGAAAACCGGAGCUGAAGAGGAACUGAGCAUUACCUCGUUCACUAUUGAAUGCCGGAUGGGUGAAAGCCGUGACGAAUCGACCUUCAUCCAACGAUCUACGAUGAAGAAGAGCAUCGUACUAGAACCGCUUGAUCCAGGUGUGACUUACCACAUCCAAGUCAGGGUUGAGUGCAAAAACGCUAGUGGCUCUACUUUCUAUAGCCCGGCAUCAGAGGUUUUGCAAGCUUGCACACUGCAAGAGGCAGAGCGAACUGCGAUCAUCGUCCGCCGUACGAGCAAAAAAAGUUCCACUGGGCCUGGAAUUGACAUUUACGAAUUGCCGUUGAAAAAACGUCACAAUGCCAAAGUUCAGGGAGUCGGUCAUUACGUGUUUGGUGAGCCGAGCUAUCUGGCAGUAAUAGGGAAACGUCGACAAAGAACCAUCUUGGUACUGGGAGCCACCGGAUCCGGCAAGAGCACUCUCAUCAACGCUCUGGUCAACUACGUGCUGGGCGUCGAGUGGGAAGACGAUUUCCGGUUCAAGUUGAUCGACGAACCAACCGACAAGUCGCAGGCGCACAGUCAGACGGACCUGGUGACAACUUACGACCUCUACGAGAUGAAAGGUUCCCGGCUGGGCUAUUCGCUGACGGUCGUCGAUACUCCGGGAUUCGGUGACACCAGCGGAAUCGAAAGAGACAAGAAAAUUAUGCAGCAAAUCAAAGAUUAUUUCCAGUCUCCUCACGGCAUUCAACAAUUAGAGGCCGUUUGUUUCGUUAUCCAGUCUUCACUCGCCAGAUUGACGCCUACCCAGCAAUAUAUCUUUGACCAAAUUCUAUCCAUCUUCGGUGAAAACAUUAAAAAUAGCAUCCGGCUGAUGGUGACAUUUGCUGAUAAUUCUUUGCCGCCCGUCCUCGACGCAGUCAAGGACGCCAAGAUUCCGUCACCCACCGACCCAACUACCGGACUGCCACUUCAUCAUAAAUUUAACAAUUCCGUUUUCUUUGAGACUACUACUAAAAAGAAUCGUCUAGAAAAUGAAAUGAACCGGACGCUCUUCAAGAUGGCCGUUAAAGGUUUUGACAAUUUCUUUGCCGAUUUAAGGAACAUGAAAGAGAUAUCGUUGACACUAACCCGCGAAGUGCUUGAAGAACGAAGGCGCUUAGAAGCUCUUGUCGAAGGCCUUCAACACAUCACCCAAAAGAAAUUGGCAAAAAUCGACGAGUUCGAGAAAAUCAAGAAAGCGCUGACAGAGAAUCAACAACAAAUGAAAGAAAACAAGAAUUUUAAUUUUGAAGUCGAGUUUCUCGUUCCAGAGUCGAUUGACAUCGGCGGGACUGGCCAGUUUACCACCAACUGCCAAAAAUGCAAAACUACGUGCCAUUUUCCUUGCUCGAAAGCCAGUGACAGCGAUAAAUAUCGUUGUUCCGUCAUGGACUCAAAUGGAACCUGCAUGAUCUGCAAAUGUUCCUGGAAUGCUCACUUCAAUCAAAAGUACAGGUACGAGAUGGUGAUGGAGAAAGUGCUGCGUUCAUCGGAUGCCAUCCGGAAGCAAUAUCAAGGGGCCCAGACCGCAGCACUGACUAAUCAACAACUCUUUGCCCAACUUCAAGCAGAGAUUGACCAAAAUGAAAAGCAGCUGAUGGAAUUAGUGCGGGAGGCCUCUCCAUGUAUACAGAGAUUGAACGAGAUCGCUCUGAAGCCUCACACGCUCUCCACAUCGGCUUAUAUUGACCUGAUGAUUGAAAAAGAGAAACAAGAACAUCACGCUGGAUACCAACAGAGAAUCACGACGCUGCAAAGACUUCGUCAAGUAGCCGAGAUGAUGACCAAAGUCGUGAACGACCAUCAAAAAUUCUAAAACUCUGCCUUCGCCAUCGCAGUCCAUGCAAAAUGACCGUCGGGCCUUUGCGAAUCCCUUCAAAAGUUUUAGGCGUUAAUAAUAUGACUUAAAGUUACGAACAACCAGUGUGAUGCUACCGGAUUUUGGUACUGUCUGAUUCAACGCUUGUUUAAGUUCAACACUAAGAAAAUGAUUUUUCAUUCCCCAAAUACAUACAACUUUGUACGUUUCACUUCUCCCUUCAAAUAUAUACGAUAUCGAG
Molecule: messenger RNA, 4190 nt
Organism: Daphnia carinata
Lineage: Eukaryota; Metazoa; Arthropoda; Branchiopoda; Diplostraca; Daphniidae
Exons: 2
Coding region: 104-3946 (1280 amino acids)
Molecular function (GO): protein binding; GTP binding
Source: RefSeq, a predicted model, not a curated record